Diabrotica balteata is the source of this 4471-nucleotide messenger RNA. The record is from the annotation of a GenBank genome assembly. NCBI's taxonomy places the organism in Eukaryota, Metazoa, Arthropoda, Insecta, Coleoptera, Chrysomelidae.
UGACAAUACGUGCAAUACGGUUGUCAGCAUUCAAAAUACAGGGUUUGAUACCAAGGAUCCAAGAAAUAUUUUAUCAAAACAAAAAUUAAAUAGUAAAGUGAAAUACCAAAAAUGGCAUUUAAUGCUGAUAUUGAUUUGGAGACAAAAGUUAGAAAAUCAACAGAAAGAAUAUCUGAAAAUAUGCAUAUAGUAGCUAAUGAACCAUCCCUAGCAUUUUAUAGAUUACAGGAACAUGUUAGGAAAGCUUUAAAUCCCAUGGUUGAACGACGAGUUGAUGUUGAAAAGUUACAUACUGAACUGCAAGGAAGGUGUUAUGAUAUAGAGUAUGCAGUGGGAGCCAUAAAAGCCAUGGGAAAUUCUGAAGAUAGUUUCAAGAAUAUCCAAGAUAACUUAAAAAAUGGAAUAUUUUUAAAACAACAAUUAAAAUAUGAAGAAUCUAGAAGGAAAAAAUCUGACACAAGUUCAGUAUAUAAGCGUCUAUCAGCUCACAUAACAUUAGACUUACCUGAACUACCAGAGUUAUCUGAUGUUGUGAGAGAAACAGCAAACCGUGUAGAACACAUGAUGUCCAAGGCAACUCAAAGUUAAUAGCAUAUGCUGUCAAUUCAUAUAUAGAAGGGAGGAAAUCUUUAUAUUAUUUUCACAGUCUGAGUUUUCAUCAGCAUAGAACUUUACUGUUCAUUUGUACUGUCAAAAGAAUCCCAUGACAAACAUUUUAAAACAGUUGAUUAUAUUGGUGAUAGGAUGAAUUCUGUUAAAAUUUUUUGCUUUUCAGAUCAGAAGCUUUAAGAUUAAAAACUAUGUUUUCACAGUGUCCUAUGUAAAGCCAAAUUGUUUUUCUACUUAUGUGGCAUUAUUAGAGAAAAUGACUAAGGUCGAAACCAUUUAUUAAGGCUGGUUUGCCAUUUAAUUCUGAUAAAUGGUCGAUCGGCAUGUUAUGUAAAAUGUUAUUUAAAAUAAUUAUUAUUGUAUUAAAAUUAUUAGUCACUUUAUACUUUAUUUAAUUUAUUUAGUUUUUAGUUUAUUUAGUAAUGUUAAUUAAUAAUUCCGUGGCUGGCGUGAAUAUGUUGACAUGUCUAAAAACACAGUUUUUCAGGGCAUUGAUUUUAAUUUUUGGCAAUUAGGUGUAAAAAAGAUUAUUAACUUUUUUGUAGUUUAGUGUCGUAAAUAUAAGUAAUUUUAGUCGAUUUUUCCAAAUCUGGAAAAAAAGGGGCAUUUCCUUUGGUUAUUUUAUAGAAAUCCGACUUGUCACAUUGUUCACCUAGUACUUGUCAACUUAUUCACCAUAAGCAACUUACUCUGAUUCAAAUAAAUCUGAUGAAAUAGAUUAACUUUACAGAGAAAUAAAACAUGCCCUUCGGUUUGGAACGUUUAUUUCAGAAACUAACAACAACGAUACAUAAAAUAAAUUGUGAUUAUAAUAAACAAACAGUCUUCUUUGUCACAUAAAAAAAUUAAAAACAAUAAUUGUUUUUGUUAUUAUUCAAUGCUCUCUUCAUAUGUAUUGUCAUUAUCGACAUCAUCUGGAUCUCUUUCGUCAAUGUCGGGAUCUGUUGAUUUGGUUUCAGUUGUUUUUAUAUUUGAAUAGAAGUCGUGGAACAAAGGAUCUAUUAGAUACAAAAUAUCCAGAAGAUAUUUUUUCUUUUCUUUGCUUAUUGGUAAAGGUUCUUUCGUUAUUACGUUUAAGUGAAAGGAGUAUGUAGGUUUUCCUCUUUUUUGAAAGUAAGACAAUUAAAGGAGGUAUUAUCUUCGAGAUUAUCUUUAAAAUGAAUUUCUCCAACGGAUUUUUGAUAUUGCAGCCAUUUAACUGGUUGCCAUAAAAACUUAUCUCCAGCAACAUCCUUUUUUCUAAUUGUGAAAGGUCCUUUUCUUAAGCCAAGCUCAGCAAAGUUAUAAAAACCGUUUAAACUCAUUAGAACAACUUUAAAUGGGUUUUUUAUCUUGCAUGAUCUAACUAGUUGAAUCCAAUCAUGAAGAUGGUUAAUUUUCAUUUGUGUUUUUUUAGUUUUCUCAAUAAUGGCGUGAUCAGUCACAUUCCAUGUGACUAUGACCACUAAGGAGAAAUUUGUGAUUAAUAAUUUCUAAAGUUGGGUGCUUAUCUAAUAAAAAUGUAAACAUCAUUGCCACGAUGUUAUUUUUAUUCUGCCCAGCGCAAGUAUCUAAAAAGAAUGUAAUUUCUUUGACGACUGGUGGAAGAUAAUUUAAACAAAAGUGCCACAGACAGGAUGCGAUUUGAUUUGCACCACGUGCUCCAAUUGUCUCAUCCCACAUGUAAUACGUAGCUUCAUCCGUUGCCAAGUCGUGAACCGUUAAAUUAAAGGUCCAAAGCUGCCUCCUGUAAAAGGCAAUUGAGGUUUGUAAAAGUGGUGUGGGUAGACACUGUUGGAGGUCAAACGCAUAAGCCCGAAACGAGGAAUCUUCUUGAGCUCUUGCUUUACUGGCGCGUUUUGCAGAAUAAGCCUUUUCAGCCUGCAAAUGAUGCUCAGCUAAUUGAAUUUUUAAAUCUCCAUUUUCCUCAGCUAACUUCAUCUGCAUCGUUAUCAUAUCACACGUGGGACACGUGUCUUUUGAUGGUUUUUAAAAGAUAGUUUUAAGUCGUGAAAACAAUUUGAGUACAGUUCUUGCUUUACUGGCGCGUUUUGCAGAAUAAGCCUUUUCAGCCUGCAAAUGAUGCUCAGCUAAUUGAAUUUUUAAAUCUCCAUUUUCCUCAGCUAACUUCAUCUGCAUCGUUAUCAUAUCACACGUGGACCACGUGUCUUUUAAUGGUUUUUAAAAGAUAGUUUUAAGUCGUGAAAACAAUUUGAGUACAGUUUUAAAGAAACCGGCUGUAAGCAAGUUUCUUUAUAUAACCUAUACAUUUUUGUUACAGAAAGAUCAGGAGAUAAAUAUUUUUUAUUUGUGGAUUUUCUACAGUAAUUUCUUUCGUAGCUAGGAAAAGAUCGAAUAUGAUUUUUGACUGAAGUUAUAUUGUCUAUACUUUUUUAUUGGCAGGAGGACCUACACACCUUUGAUCGGAUUCUAUUAUUCCGGUUGAAGAAAAUUUCUUCUUCUGGACAAGUACAUUGAUAAAUCCUUUAGUCUUCCCUAAUAUUCUACAGAAACAUUCUUUGCAGGUUCGUUUUGCUUCAUUAUUAACGAUCAGUUUGUAUGUACAAUAACACUCUCUAUUUAUUGCUUUGCCGUCGGUUUUCUGGGUCUUUUUAGGUAAAAUUGAAACUAACCCCGAUAUGUACAUAGCCCUUCGAUCUCUACUCCCUAACUUCCAGUAAUCAUUAAAACAUGUAGCCCGUUCGGCUUCACUGAACCUUUCAGCACAUUUUAGUGUACAAGGUAAUAAGUUUUUCGAUAAUCUUUUGGGUUUAGUUUUACCUAUUUCUGUAAUAUAGCUCUCUCCUGCAUUUCUAAGCCUUUUACAUUCUUCUCUUUCUCUUCGUGUUCGACUUUUCCUUUUGUAUUAUUGCUACUGGUUAGAGUUUCAAAAACUGGAAUAUUUUCCGUAUCAGAGUUGCUGUCGUCAUUUUGCAGAUUUUCGACUGAAUGUUUCAUAAGAUUUUCUUUGGGUAAAACAUAAUCUGGAUCUGCUACACUAUCGUCUGAGAAAUUUAAGUCUGAAAAAAAAACUAAUAAUUUAAUAUACAAUUCUACAUAACAUACAUAGCCUACGACAUACAUUUUAAAACCCAUUUCCUCUAACAAUAUCUCACAAAUUGACACUUGAAUACAAAGAUAAAAUGCAACUUUUGUUUUGUUAAGCUUUUUUACGAAAUUAACAUGCAUUUCUUACAGUAAAGCGAAACACUUACCUUCUUCUAGAAUAUUUUUUAGUCCUGUUGCUGGACAACUUUCACUUUUAUUCUCUGGAAUAAGAUUUUCCACUUCCAGAAAUUCCUCAUCAUUACUUGGUACACAACCUUCUUUGGCAUUUUUAUGCAAUUCUCUUAAAAAUUGUACCCGAUUCGCCAUCGUAACAGAGGUAACUGAUGUUAUCAACAUUAACAUGUGUGAUUAACUGAACAACUGAAAACCGUUUAACUGUAUGUACAUCACGUGACCCACGCAUCUAAUCGAAGCAUCCCGAUAUUGAAGGCUGGAAAGUGGAAAUGUACAUAUCGUGCAUCUCAUUUUAUUAACUUAAGAUCAUAUUGUACCCAAAAUGACAAGUCAAAAUAUCAAAAUACAUAAUAGUCAGAAAAGAGGCGUCAAGUUUCACAUAACUAUAGUAAAAUUCAAUAAGCGAUGCAGGAAAAUGUAAACAUUAAAUCGUGUCCGAACCGGUAUGUCCCGCCGAUAACGUCGCCAGACGAAAUAAAGAUGGACAUUUCGGUUAGUUUUUAAAUAUUUUUGAAGAACUGUUACUUGCAUUUAUGCAUAAAAUAUUCAUUAAUUUUAUAAAUCGGAUUAUUUUUUCACUUACUAUGUAUUCAGUGAAAACAUUAAUUUAUUUACUAUGCAAUAAACACGAAUAUUUGAG